Schistocerca serialis cubense is the source of this 1690-nucleotide messenger RNA. Its product is annotated as mpv17-like protein. The transcript is spliced from 4 exons. Lineage: Eukaryota; Metazoa; Arthropoda; Insecta; Orthoptera; Acrididae. The record is from RefSeq and is a predicted model, not a curated record. Bases 349 to 906 code for a protein of 185 amino acids. Gene Ontology annotation, cellular component: cytoplasm; membrane.
UUCUGCUGAAGGAAAAAAAAAAAGUUUGAUGCAAUUGAUUGCCGAAAUAUGUGUUUAUGUGAAGAAUUAAGUGCUACCGCGGCAAUAAAGUUAUGUUGUGAGUUCAACGACAAGAAGACAACUGUACCUUUUGGGUAUAAUGAUGUUGGACGUCGUUAUAGCAUUAGAUAAUCGAUGCCGAAGUAGGCAUACCUUACGCAAGUGGCCUUGUAAUUUCAUAUUUUGCAAUGGAAGUCAAUUUCGGACCAUGUGUAGGCCGAAGUACGGUUGAAGACUACAGGAACGAUUGGUGGCAGAAUUCAUGAAAUCUGCAAAUAAUUGUAGGUUUUGGGAAGUGCAGCAUCACUAAUGAAUUCGUUCGUGGGAAAACUAUCGACCAUCUCUCGGAAGUAUCCUCUUCUUCGUGGGAUGGCUUCCUAUGCUGUCAUUUGGCCAGCAUCAUCAUUGUGUCAGCAGACUAUAUCGGGCAAGGAACACUACGACUACAUGCAGGUGCUUCGAUAUGGCUUGUUCGGAACUUUAUUCGUGGCGCCUACCUUACAUACUUGGAUGAAACUGGCAGCAGAAAUGUGGCCAAGCAUGACUGUGAAAUCUGCUCUUGCAAAGGCAGUAGUUGAACAGUUUUCUUAUGGACCUGCAGCUUGUAUUUGUUUCUUCUAUGGUAUGAGCCUUCUUGAAGGAAAAUCAAUGAAAGAAGCUGCAUUUGAAGUUCAAACAAAAUUUGUUCCAACAUACAAGUAUGGAGUUCUCAUCUGGCCUGUUGCUGCAACCGUCAACUAUACAUUUGUGCCUGAAAGAAACAGAGUUCCUUUCAUAAGUUUAUGCAGUUUUCUUUGGACCAACUUCUUGGCAUUCAUGAAAGAAUUGGAAGCAAAACGUCUUCUUCAACUGAAAACACCACUAUAAUGUUUUCUAGCCACAACAAAAUAGUAUUUAUAAUUAUCAGCUUGUAAUAUAUGUGUAUGAAACAUUCCUGAUAAAUUUCUCAUAAAACAAAAAUAACAUUGCAAGAGAUUGCUGUUAUAUUGUUUUACCAGAUAAAAAAUUUCCAAAUGGUGACAGGUAAUUCUCUUUUUUUAACAUCACUCAAAAUACAAAUAGCUAAUAAUAGCUAUUGUUUGUUUCUGUAUGAUGGAAUUCAUAAGCAGUUACAUGUAUGUUAGUAAGAAGAAAACUAAAAUAGUGUGUGUUUAUUGGGGAAAAAUUUACCUGAAGUUGGCUCUAACAAUUUUUGAACUUAGUAAAUAAUUGCUUAAAACCCUAAUUGUUAAAUCCAGCAAUAUGUAGUGGUGACAACAGAAUUAUGUUCAGAUAUCUGAUAUUACUGUAUUAUUAAUUUUAUUACCAAUUUGUGUGUGUGUGUGUGUGUGUGUGUGUGUGUGUGUGUGUGUGUGUGUGCGUGCGUGCGUGCGUGCGCGUGCAUGCGUGUGUGCGUGCAUGUGUUUAAUAUCAUGAUUUAGAAAUAAAUCUGUAGCCACUACCUAUAUUUUAAAAACAUGGAUUGUUGUCAUUUGGUAUCAGUUUCAUGUAGCACAGUCAAUAUGUUGUUUACAACUUGAAUGAAGUCAUACUGUUCCUUGCAAUGCUGAUAUUGCCUGUUUUGAAGUAUUCAAAGAAAUCUCAUUGAAUAAGUGUCACCAGUAUUAAAAAAUUUUGACAUACAUUAGCACAAAUACAUUUGUUGAUUACA